GUUAUCCAUGAAAUACUUAUAAUGGUGUUCAUAUAAAAUUACAGUUAUCCUAAACCCACUAUUGGUUGUCUGCUUGAUUGGACGUCGAUGGUUGGUCAGAUGGACGGACAAAUUUGCGGAGGAUGUCAUCCACAUUGAGUUCCUUCUCUGCCCACAUAGGAAGUCGAAUGACAGGUUUUGGUGUCUCCUUAACAAGGUCAAUUGUAGGAGGAGAAACUUCAGCUGGAAAUACCUUCACUAUAGAGCGAUGCGUAAUAUUGAGGUAGUGGUUUUGCCUAAAUGCAGUGAAGGGGUGGACCUAAAUGUACAAACGAAAUUUGUAAGAAGAAGAACACUUAAAUACCAAUAAAAUAAUUAUGGUAGUUAAGUAAAAAUUUGAUGGCUUACAAGAUUGAGUAUGAUAACGGAACCAACUGCGAUAUUUUCUGCAAUUUCAGGAUCUUCAAGAGCUUUCUUAUGCAACGAAGCCUUCAUCGUGGCAGUUGGGUCCUUAAGAGUCAACUGCAUAUCUCCCAACCCAUUGGGCUUGCACUCUUUCAAUAUGCAAACCACCAAUGGAAGGACCUCAGCUGAUUUUGCCUCUUGGAGGGAGUUAACGUUCUCGAAUUUUCCAUCCUUUACGAGACCUAUGAUAAAAAAAUAUUAACACAAAUUACAAGUAUUAAAGGUAAUAAUGUUCUUGGAAGCGUGUAUGAGAUUCAGUGUACCGUGGUGUUCAAUAAACAUCUGUGCCCAUUUCCAAGCAUUGGAGUUGAAAUCUCGUUCAUAGGUUGCGUCAGCAACAUCACGAGCAAAUUCUUGUGUGGAUUUCGGUUGUUCUGUUCCCGUUCUAUUCAUGAAAGCUGCUUGGAUGUUACCUGCAGGACCAGGAAUAAGCGUUGCGGAAGCAUCGCAUUUUUUCAAAAACGAUUCAAGGACAUCAUCAUCAUAAACAAGGUCUUCCCAUGCAUCCAUGAUUAUGCAGAAAUUUCCUGUCCACAUAAAAAUUGUAGGUUAAGGACAAUACAUCACUAGGAUGAUUAAAGAAGUGACUCACAACACAACAAUGGUAAGAAGGAAAUAGAAGCCGACUUCUCCUCCAUGAACACCACUAUUGCAUGUGGUUCUCAGUCACCAAUUGAGAGACAAUUUCAAGUGGAAUACACACAUGCAAAGUUUUAGGAGGUCCAAACAGAAUUCCGUUCAAGGAUGAAUUGUUUCAUCAAAGACACCUUAAAGGAGGACUUGUGGAACACUUACACUGUAAAAGAGGAACGAAUGUGGGAGGGUAAUCGUGUACCGGAUAAAUUUUACAAAGUUCAAUUUGAUCCCAUCACACAGACAACCACUUGCUCUUGCCACCUCUUUGAGUUUAGAGGAAUUAUAUGUCGCCAUUCCCUGUUGGUAUUUGGCCAAGAAGAUGUUUACAGUGUUCCCUCACAAUACAUUUUGAGGCGCUGGAGCAAAAACAUUCGAAGAAGACACACACUAAUAACAGCAUCGUAUAGCUCUUCGACAAAUGAACCACGGAUGCAAAGAUACAAACUGUUGUGCAAACGUUUUUAUGAAAUUGCUGAAGUUGCAUGUGAGUCUGAGGAAGCUAGUACUGAAUUGGAAAAAGAACUUAAUUGUUUGGGUACAAAAUUUGGAUUCAGUUCUUCCAUGACAAAUAACAUCAUCAGUGAUGCAGGCCAACUAAGAUACGAUACUGGUGCAUGCACGUCAAUACCACUUACUCCAGUUGGAACAUCUGAUGUCCUUGUACACAGUCCUGCAACUGUUAAGCGAAAAGGACGUCCACGCACAAAUAGGUUGAAGUCCACUGUUGAGAAAAAAACCAAAAGAAGAAAGUCAACUUCAUUGACAAACACUUCAACACCACCCACCGAACAAUGCGGCGAAAGACCAAGUAAUGUUCUUGAAUGUGAUCACCAUGAACAAUUUGAAGCGGACACUAUCCAACUAUCACAAGAUACCGAAAUGGGUCAUUUUGGAUUUAUGUCGUUGUUGUCAGCUGUACAUAACAAUUUCGAUAACAACAUCAACUGAUAUAUACAACUUGUUUGCUGCUUAUUUUGUAACUUUUUUCUGUUUUUCAAAGUUAAAAUGGUCUUCCAUGAAAUUCCUUUAAUGAAUGUAUGUGAUGCAUAUGACCACACCAGUAUUUGUUAUUGUAAUCGAUUACGAUGCUCUGGUAAUCGAUUACGAGGCCAUUGUAAUCGAUUACUAGGCUCUGGUAAUCGAUUACUGUGUUCAGUUAAUUAAACCAAAUUAUCCCACUGCAUAACGUGUAUAACUUGCAAUCGUGUUCAUAACCGCACAAAACACAUCCUUCCUCAAAUUCGUUUCGAAAACCUCUCUUCUCUCAGUGCAAAACCCUAAACGAAAUACAAUGGCUGAUCGUGGAACGAAGAAACAAAAGGCAUCUUCUUCCGUUGGUGGACGUCGCCGUCGCCGGAGUCCAACCCCAUCACCAUCGUCAUCCCCUCCUACGCCUACCAAUGAUCUCUUCUCGUCGGAUGAGCAACAGGAGAAAUAUGCCCAACAUUUCGUAAAUCGGGAAAUUUUGGAGAGUAAGUAUCUAGAGGACGAAUACUUUCAAGGAAAAAAUUUUCAAUUCUAUGACAUAUUACACGAAGCUGGGCUGACUGAAUUUGUGUGUUUAAGAAGACAUUACCACCCACAAUUAGUCAGAGUGUUCUAUAGCAACAUG
Molecule: messenger RNA, 2692 nt
Organism: Vigna angularis (adzuki bean)
Lineage: Eukaryota; Viridiplantae; Streptophyta; Magnoliopsida; Fabales; Fabaceae
Product: protein FAR1-RELATED SEQUENCE 2-like
Exons: 2
Coding region: 1189-2028 (279 amino acids)
Molecular function (GO): zinc ion binding
Source: RefSeq, a predicted model, not a curated record